This is a messenger RNA of Hyalella azteca, 2393 nucleotides long. RefSeq lists its product as uncharacterized. NCBI's taxonomy places the organism in Eukaryota, Metazoa, Arthropoda, Malacostraca, Amphipoda, Hyalellidae. Bases 277 to 2289 code for a protein of 670 amino acids. The transcript has 8 exons. The record is from RefSeq and is a predicted model, not a curated record.
CAAAAUAAUAUUAGGAAACGUAAAAUAUUUGGCUUCACCUCCAUCGUCAUUUACAAUCAAGAUUCCUGUAAUAUUUUGCUGCAAUAAUUGUUCGAAAGUGGUAGUCUUAUACAACGCAAGCAACUAGUGAUGUCGGUUUGGACACUUCGAUGAAUUUUUGACAGCCCGAUCAGCAUCGAUCUCGGGUUGAACGUUGCUUCUACUUUCUGUUCGAUUUCUACAGUCAUAUAUAUAAUUUCUAAUUUCUUAAUAAUCAAUACUUCAUUGAAAUUCACAAUGAACUCCAUCUCAGAACACUCGCUUAUUGUUCUCUUCAUCGCUGUUAUCGUUUUUUCUACCCAAUGGACGGAAGUAAUCUGUCGAAGAAAUCUUCAGGUUUCAACGAGAGGGCUCGCUGACUACGAUGAUGAAAGCUUUGACUUGGGUCGUGAAGUCAACAUAGAACAUAUUCUAAAUGAAAUUGAAGCGAUGGGCUUACGUCCAAAAGGAAUGAAAAUAGCACCUAAAACUUUGAAUUCACGGUCGGACAAAAAUCAGGACAACAAUGUGGAGCCGAUGGAGGAUCCGCUUCCGACUACUACUCUACGGAUACCACGCAGAGAGGUUUUCAGCAUUCCGACACCAAAUACUGGAAUGAAUAAUUCACAAGAAAUUAUUCUCAACGAUCAAACUUCCAACAAUUUGUUGGAUUAUUCAAUGGACGAUGAAAAUUCCAAUCCUGCACUGAUUUCUAACUCGAGCUCGACAAAUGGAAGACUGAGGCGAUCCAUGGACGACAGCGUAGCAGAUAUAUUGCAGUCCGGCAAAGACAAGCGCCAGCCUCGAUUCUUCGUGAAUUACGACAAAAGACAUGCCUUCAACACUUCUAUGGAAUUCACAAUUCCACUUUUUUCCUUUUUGAUGCCGGGUGCGGGCGACUUGACGCACGAUGGGCUGGAUGGGAACAUUUUCGGUUGGCAGACGAUGACAACGUACUUCCUGGCCGGCGCCUUGUCCGUAGCUAUAUACGUCGUCACUGCGGGCUCUGUCGACGAGGAAGUACCGCUCGAGACCGUCCUCAAGCCUAUUUUUCCUGGGUCUCAGUUCUUGAGCGAUAGAAGCGGGAUAUCGCCAGCCCUGCACUCUGCGCUGGAACGACUAGUCGACGCGAUCGAGGAAGCAAACGGGAAAGGAAAAAAUGAAAUUUCAAAGAGAAGGCUUUCUGUCACCGAUUGGGAGAGUUUCGACUACGGCAGUGAUGUCAAAAUUGACGACAUAAUAAAGGAAAUGGAAGCAAUGGGCGUGCGUUCAAAAUCUAAGCAAGAAAUCUUUAAGCAAGGUGUGUCGAAGAAUAAUAAAACAAUUUCAAAAAUAAAUCACAACGAUUGCGGUAAGAAGUCGAACACCCCUGCGUCGACUUCAAUUCAACAGGGGGAGAAAAGCAGCAUUUUUGGAAGUAUUAAAAGUUUUCUGGCAUCCAUUGUGGGUAUGGAAACUUCUAACGCGAUUGAUUCCAGCAUUCAAGUGGACGACGGCAAUUCAUUGGAUUACGCACUGGAUAUCGAUCAAGCCAAUACUCCAUCAAAUUCCAACUGGGAUAAUUCGGAAAUUUUCAUGCAUUUGAAUUCGACAAGUUACAGAGAGGAAAGUCCAAUGGAUGGCAGUGUAUCGGACAUCUUGCAGCCCGUCAAAGGCGGGAGACAGCCGCGUCUUUUCUACAAUUUCGACAGAGGUUCUUCCUGGAACACGACCGUUUCCUACACAUUUCCGAUCUUCUCCUUCUUUUUGCCGGGUUACAAGGAAGUGAGACCCGACGGGGUGGACAACCGCAGCUACGGAAUUGUUGUGUGGGUUUUCAUCAUUAUGAUGCUGACUUUGUUGAUUUCUGUGUCCACGACCAUGCAAGGCGGUCUCAUGCAGCCUCCCGAGCAACCUAUUUGGCUUCAGCCACAUCUCGGGCGCGCUUUCCUGGGGGAUAAGCACCCAGGCGACCUCAGCGCGCUGUCAGAGGCCGUGCACGGGGCGCUGGAGAAGCUCGCCGACGCGCUGGAGGUGAAGUCUUGUACACAUCUUGCCACAUGCGAGGCCUACACCGACCUGCAUGCAAACAGCCUGCUCAGCCUGCCCUUCAGGGCCUACACACCGUUACGCGACGACGUAACUGACGAGAGUGUGCUGACGUCACUCGAGGUCGCCGCACGUCGCUCGUCAGGAUCAGGAUCAUGUCGCAGGGAAUAUCCUUGCAUCGUCGAUCCCUUCGAGCUGAUGAACCUCGUCAUUGACUGGGUAGCUGGGAAAUUUUCAUCCUGAUGCGAGUAAAAGUCAAUGUAAAUGGUUUAGGAUUCUGAAUCAUUUCACGUGAUUAAGUUGAAGAAUUUGGUAACAUGUAAUUAAUAUUUUAUCGAAUGAUGGGA